Molecule: messenger RNA, 1056 nt
Organism: Pyrenophora tritici-repentis Pt-1C-BFP
Lineage: Eukaryota; Fungi; Ascomycota; Dothideomycetes; Pleosporales; Pleosporaceae
Source: RefSeq, a predicted model, not a curated record
AUGUCCAAAACAAAAACCAAGCGCGCGCGCCGCGAACUCAAACGCGAAGGCGACCGAAAAAUAAUGGCGCAUCACCGUAAAAUCGCAAAAGCAGCAGAAACCAAGCCCACGACAACAGCGACAGCGAAAGCAACAGCGACAACAGCAAAACACAAAUCCAAGAAACAAAAAACCAGCCACCAAACCAUCACCAGCACAACAUCCACCGCCACGACGCCAACACAAACACAAACACAAACACACCACCAACCCUCCCAACAACCCCCCAUCCCCUUCUCCCCCUACGACCACAUCCUCCUCGUCGGCGAAGGCGACUUUAGCUUUACCCACUCCCUCGCCGUCGCCCACGGGUGCGCAAACGUAGUAGGCACCUGCUACGACAGUUUGGAAGAAGUACGAGCGAAAUACCCGCGGUUCGAGGAUAUACGCGAGGAGUUGGAAGCGCUGACGCCGCCGGUACCGUUGCACUAUGGGAUUGAUGCUACGAGGAUUUCGGGGUACAAGGGGUUGAGGUGUAGGCGGGAUGAUGAUUUUGGGGUGGAUGAUGAGGAUGAGGAGGAGGGUGGUGAGGACGAGGAGAGCGAGGGGGGAGGGAGAAAUGGGAAGGCUGGGAAUGGAAGUGGCAGGAGAGGCAAACGACAAGGUUAUGACACAAUCGUCUUCCAAUUCCCCCACACUGGCGGUCUCUCCACGGAUCAAAACCGCCAAGUCCGCGCAAAUCAACACCUCCUCGUCUCCUUUUUCAAUUCCUGUCUUGAAACUCCUACACCAAAACAUCGUAUUGCACAACUUCUCGCCCAGUCACAAAAACUCCCGCCAUCAAAACCACCAUUCCUCCGCCCACACGGCAAAAUAAUAGUCACACUAUUCGAGUCCGACCCUUACACACUAUGGAACAUCCGCGACCUCGCCCGCCAUGUCGGCCUCAAAGUCGUGACGAGUUUUGCGUUUGACGCUUCGCAAUAUCCUGGUUAUGCGCAUGUGAGGACGUUGGGGGCAAUGGAGACGGGGUGGAAGGGUGAGGAUAGGAGGGCGAGGAUGAGGAGGAGGAGAUGA